AUGUCUUCACGAGCAUUACGAAAAGCACAACGAGAGCGAGAGGAGCAGGAGCAAGUUCGACUCCAGCAGCAAGAGGAAGAGGACGAUGAAGCAGAACAGAGCAUACCACCAAUCUCGGCAAAAGCCAGUGCGUUCGCUAUGCUUGGAGAGGACAAUGACGAUGACGAAGACGAAGAUGGUGGCGCACCAUUAGACUAUGACAAGGACGAUGAUGACAAUGACGAGCCAGCUGCUAAUGAGACAAGUACUAUGUCCGCAAGUAAGAAGAAGAAAAAGAAGAAGCGAAGCAAGAAGAAGGCUACUCAACCAGAGCCUACUACAAAACAAGAUGAAGACCUGGUUGAGAUCGACAAAGCCUUGAGGCAGCUUGCAACGAAUGGCAACCAUGCACAGGCCGCCACGACAGCAGCCGGUGUGGACGAAGUGGUGGACGAGUCAUCGAAACUACUUGCCGUCGAUACCACCCAUCUCCAUGCGCAAAACGAGAUGCGACGGCUUUUUGGUCGUGCAGCACUAGAAGCACAGGACGAUGACGAUGGUCAGGCUCAGCAAGCACAGGGUGCAGGUGGCAACAGGCGACAACAACGGCAAGCACAGCAAAUGGGUCUUGCACAGGCAUUGCGUGGUCAAGGUGGCGCAGGAGGCCGGUCUAGUGGUUUGGCCGCUGUGGCACUCAAGCGGAACAUCUUCAUCCAAGGCAAGGAAGAUUGGCCUGUCGCUACAGGCGGUGGGCUAGGUAUGGAAGUCGAAGAGAAGAGAGCAGAUGGCACAAUAUUGUAUCGCUUUGUGCACAACCGGUCAUACCAGGACGUGCAGGCGCAGUUCGAGACGUGCGUAGAGAGCAUGGAUCCGGAUCGUAUGGUUAUGCUGCUACGGCAUAAUCCCUACCACAUCUCAACCUUAUUGCAGGUCUCGGAAAUUGCGAAACAGCAAGGCGAUCAUUCCACAUCUGGUGACUUGCUUGAGAGAGCGCUCUUCUCCUUCGGUCGAUCGAUCCACUCCACUUUCACGAGGAGUAUAGGAGAAGGCAAAGCACGACUCGACUUCAGGCGCCCGGAAAACAGGGAGUUCUGGCUAGCGUCAUGGCGAUACAUGACCAACCUGUCAAUGCGAGUCUACGAGUGGGCCAAGCUCCUGCUCUCCCUCAGCCCUGAAGAGGAUCCCUACGCCUUAUGGCUCGUCCUUGAUCAAUACGCCCUUCGCUCUCGUCAGGACCUCGAUUACCUCAAUAUUAGCCGCAAUCCAGGUUUCUGCAAACUCUACGGUCAUCUGCCCAACGUCCAGAUCAGCCAAGCCCUAGCAGAAAGCAGAGCAGGCAACAAGUCCAAAGGCAAACAAGCGCUCUUCACAGCAGUUGGUCGCUACCCCUGGAUCUUCUUCAAGCUGAUGCGGGAAGUGAAUCUUGAUCCUCCGCCUGCUGUAUGGGGCAAAGAGCCGUCUUCGGAGAAGGAUGAGCUAUAUACAGAGCUGUAUGCGCUGCGUGCGAAGGAUUUCUGGAACACACCCGAGAUCUCAGCAUUGCUUGUCGAAGUCGCUUCCGCUGUACCAGAUGGCAUUGCACCCGCUGAGUCCAAUACAAAGGAGAUCACGGAAGCAGAGUCGAGACACACUGUCCUCUCCGACGUCCAGUCCGCUAUCCACAUCCUCCCCAACUCCCAUCGAGAUCGAUUAACCACUGUCUUCGACCCCUUACCACCCUUGGACGAUCUUCGUUCAUACGAAACCCCAGGCCUUUCCAGUCGCAAUGCGGGGCCGAACCCCACGGAUAUCGCUUCCAACCUCCACGAAUUCCAGGAUCUGGUCGGAUGGUUCGCGCAACGAUUCCCGUGGAUGUCUGGCCAAGGCGUCGAUGGUGCUGAUGCUGAGCGCCCUUCAGAGGACGAGAUCAGGAGACAGGUCAGGGAGAGUGGCGAGUCAGAGCAGACGCUCGUGCAGAGGACCCAGCGGAUGGGCCAGCUACAGCAACUUUUGCAGAGCGUGGGCCUGGGGAGGAGUGAUCUUGAAGGUGUGGCUGACAGCGAGGAGCAUGAAGAGCAUCAGCAGCGGACUCUGGAGGAUGCUGAUGAGCCAGACACUUGA
Recurvomyces mirabilis is the source of this 2079-nucleotide messenger RNA. RefSeq lists its product as uncharacterized. Gene Ontology annotation, biological process: rescue of stalled cytosolic ribosome; ribosome-associated ubiquitin-dependent protein catabolic process. Gene Ontology annotation, cellular component: RQC complex. The transcript has 2 exons. NCBI's taxonomy places the organism in Eukaryota, Fungi, Ascomycota, Dothideomycetes, Mycosphaerellales, Teratosphaeriaceae. The record is from RefSeq and is a predicted model, not a curated record. The coding region runs from base 1 to 2079 and encodes 692 amino acids.